Messenger RNA from Mercenaria mercenaria, 3488 nucleotides. Its product is annotated as interferon-induced protein 44-like. NCBI's taxonomy places the organism in Eukaryota, Metazoa, Mollusca, Bivalvia, Venerida, Veneridae. The record is from RefSeq and is a predicted model, not a curated record. The coding region runs from base 109 to 1515 and encodes 468 amino acids. The transcript has 7 exons.
GCUAUACCCGGAUGAGUAAUGAUAAACUGAACCAGAUAAACUAUCUUUGCUUUCAAUUUGUUUUUACUCGUGAGCGAAACCAAAAGAGAAGAAAGAAAAUUUAAGAAAAUGGACGGACGACUUUCAUUUUCACAAAAGCAUGCUGUAGAACGCUUCAUUGGCACUGGUGCAAAAGAUUUCAAUCUGCUGUAUAGUUUUACACGUGAUGGUGCGGCUGCAACAACAUUUCAUCAAAAAUGCGAUAACAGAGGUCCUACAGUUACAGUCAUUUACAACACAAAAGGCACCAUUUAUGGCGGUUAUAUAGAGAAAAGCUGGGUUUCUGGCGGUGGUGGAGCCCAUUUCAAGGACGAAAGGGCAUUCUUAUUCCGCCUUACGGCUGAUGGAAAGGUCGCCCUUAAUAAGUUCCCAGUGAAAAAUCCAGAUAAAGCAUUUUACUGCCACGACCCUUACGGUCCAACAUUUGGAUCAGGUUAUGACUUGUAUGUAUUCAACGGAUCUCUGACAGCGCAAGGUACGCAGUACACACUCAAUGGAAGCAUGAAUAUGGGGAGUGCAUAUGACAUAGGUGGACUUUCAACUGAACAAGUGACAGACAACAUUAAAACUGUACUCGAUGUUGAAGUGUAUAGUUUAUCAGAAUCUCCUCUAGCAAACAUUUGGAGGGAAACGCCUGGCUGGGAUUGGAAGGAUUUGGAGGAUCUGAAACAUUUUGCUGCUUCUUUUGCCCCUCCACACGGCUUGGGAAUCGACAUGGCAAACAUUCUGGUUAUAGGUCCAGUUGGAGCAGGAAAGUCCAGUUUCUUCAACACUGUAGCAUCUGUUUUUCGCGGGCAUAUUUCUGACCAGGCUGUAUGUGGUAGUGCUGAGAAAAGUAUAACGUCAAAGUACCGGAUGUACCAUGUACGAGGAUCGCGAAUGGAAAAACCGCUGAAAUUUUGCCUGUGCGACACAAUGGGUCUAGAAGAAAGUCAAGGUUUAGACGCACAAGAGCUAACAUACAUAUUGGAUGGACAUGUACCUGAUGGGUACCAGUUUAACCCGACAACUCCAAUAUCCUCUGAAAUACAUGGAUUCGUCACUUCACCAACACUUGGAAACAAAAUUCAUUGUGUAUGCUUUGUCUUUGAUGGCAAUACAGCAACCAUUCUCUCAGAGAAAAUGCUGGAGAAAGUGAAGAGCAUGCAGGCGAAAGUGAGACAGAAAGGCUUGCCACAGGCAAUUGUGCUGACUAAAAUCGACAACGUCUGUUCCUAUGUUGAAGAGGACGUGCGGAAUGUUUACCAAAGCGACACUAUCAAGCAGCUAGUCAACAAAGUGUCUAACGUAUUUGGAGUCCCUCGCAGCUUCAUCCUACCACUGAAGAAUUAUGAAAAGGAGUUUGAUGUUAAGACAGAUGUAAGCAUUUUAGCAAUGCAAACCUUAAAGCGGCUACUGUUGUCUACGGAGAAUCAUCUCUUCAACUUCUUGGAUCAGUAUGAAAAGAAACAGACAUCGACAGACAGCUUGGAGUGAUUUACACAAAUCUCUUGUGCACGGAGCAAUUAAAUGAACACUUUGUGGCUUUUUAUUUGAAUGUGUACACUUUCCUUGACAGCCACAAGCUGUGUAAGCAAUAUAAUUACUUUUAUCUAUUACUUUAGAUAGGUUUUUUUGAUAAGUUUUAUUUUUUCAAAUUCCAUAAGGCCAAAUGGCCCUUAAGGACUAACAAAACAUAAUACGUGGCAGGACAGUGUUUAAUCGGAGAAGGUAUACGAUAAAUUGCAUAUCAAUUACAAACAUAUCAAUCAUUUAAGAGCACAUGAUAAUACAAGAAUAAUAUUAAUAAGAAUAAUGAUUUCAUUAAAGUCAUAUAAAUCAGUGCUUAACAGAACUUACUAGUGUCACAUUUUGAGUAUUACACAUGUUACAGAAUUUUGUCUUUUUACAUAUGAGCCGUGCCAUGGGAAAAUCAACAUAGUCGGUUUGCGACCAGCAUGGAUCCAGACCAGCCUGCGCAUCCGCGCAGUCUGGUCAGGAUCCAUGAUAUUUGCUUUUAAAGCCUAUGGGAAUUGAAGAAACUGUUAGCGAACAGCAUGGAUCCUAACCAGACUGCGCGGAUGCGCAGGCUGGUCUGGAUCAGUGCUGGUCGCAUACCCACUAUGUUGGUUUUCUCAUGGCAAGGCUCAAUUAUAUUUUUUGUAAAUAGUGGAUACAUGUAGUAGCCUUUACCAAUAAAUAUGUUAUAUUAUUGUUUUAUACUAAGAAGGUAAAUGUAGUAGCAUUCGGUCAAUAGAUAUGUUAUAUCCUGUAUGCUUAUACAAACACAUAUAUAUAUACGUCUUCAUACAUAUUCACAACAUAUGUACACAAUAUGUACACAAUAUGAAUGUUGAUCUUGCCGAAACGAAACACAAGAUCAACAUGUUAAUCAAACUGUAAAGUAUAGUAUCAUAGUUUUAUGAUAAUAUUACGUUAAACAAAAUACACUGCAAAAAUAUUAAACUAGGAUUCUUAUGGCAGUAUGCCUUAAGAAAAUACAAAUUAAAAUGACUAUAAAUGAGAGCUUAAAAUAUUAGUUGAAAGCGUAUAGUAUACCGUGUCUAGGCGUAUAUAGCACAUAAUUAUGUUCAUUUACUAAAUUAAUUAAAUAAUUUAUUUAUCUAUACAGACUACAGAACAAAAUACAUACAUCUGUAACAAAAGAGAGCAUCUAAUAUUAAGAAUCAUUAACAUUAUUUUCAUUGACAGCAGCUGGGUAUAACCUUUCUUUUCUUAAAGCAAAAGCCCUGUUCACAAACUUUCCUAACUUUCGUAUUAUGCAAACAUUUUCAGAAUUUAACAGUUCAAUAAAUUUUGGCAUAUUUGGUCUUUUCCAGUAAUACAUGGGAAUAAAACGUUUCCUUAGAUUAUUAUAUACUUUACAUUCCAAUACAAAAUGGUAUUCAUCUUCUAAAACAUCACAAGAAAGGCAUUUUCUUUCAUUAAGAGGUGUACUGUUUGGCUAAGUCCAUCUGCCAGUUUCAAUAUGCAAUCUGUGAGAAGAAACUCUUAACUUAGUAAGAUUUGUACAAAAACGUUUGAUGUUUAUACAAUUGAGAUAUGGUUGACACUUAAAAAUAGCAAUAUGUCUGUAGAAUAUAGCCCUGCUUGAAUUGUCUAACCUACUUGACCAAUUAUAUACCAACCGAUCUUUUAAUCUUUGUUUUACGUGACAUAAGAACAGGUUAGUGUUACAAACACUUUGCAUAAACCAUGCAUUAUAAAAACCUAAUGUACAUCAAAGAUUUUUUACUAGUGAACACCAGUUUGUUUUAUUUGAGUAGUUUUCACAAUCAUUUUUCAAUUAAUUAUUAAUUAAUUGUUUGUUAACAAAUUUGUUCUCAUUUGUAUGCAAUAUACCCAGUAUUUUAUGAUGUUAUAAUAACGCACUGACUGGAAAGAUAAUCUACCGAGUUCACCAUAUAUGAUAUCAUUUUGAGUAGUUUACUUAACACAUAAUAUGCGUU